GUGAAAUGGCAACUAGUUACUGCAGCUAGUCAGACUAACGAAGCUACAUGUUACUUGACUUCUACAGUGCUUUAAUUAUGCUAAUAUCCAUUUGAGUACUGACAACAUUUAACCAUGGCUCCUAAAAAGAUGCCUCCAAAGAAGGGAGGAGAUGGACCAAAACAACCGCCCCUUAUCGGACGUUUUGGGACUUCCUUGAAAAUUGGAAUUGUUGGGCUGCCAAAUGUAGGAAAGUCAACAUUCUUCAAUGUUCUGACAAAGAGUCAGGCAGCGGCUGAGAAUUUUCCUUUUUGCACCAUCGACCCAAACGAGAGCCGUGUGCCCAUUCCAGAUGAACGUUUUGACUUUCUCUGCCAGUACCAUAAACCAGCUAGUAAGGUCCCAGCGUUCCUGAAUGUGGUGGAUAUUGCUGGCUUGGUAAAAGGAGCUCACGCAGGCCAGGGUUUGGGUAACGCCUUCCUCUCCAACAUCUUUGCCUGUGAUGCCAUCUUUCACAUGACCCGUGAGUACAUUAUGAUAUUUAGAUUUGAGUUUAGCUCUAACUGGGGUUGGGCGAUGUCGACCAAGAUGUCUAAUGUGAAACAUUGCGAUGGACUAUGGCAUCGUCAUCGUAGGCGGCGGUGA
Molecule: messenger RNA, 624 nt
Organism: Danio rerio (zebrafish)
Lineage: Eukaryota; Metazoa; Chordata; Actinopteri; Cypriniformes; Danionidae
Source: RefSeq, a predicted model, not a curated record